Xiphophorus maculatus (southern platyfish) is the source of this 1801-nucleotide messenger RNA. It is a transcript of the gene grap2a, whose product is annotated as GRB2-related adaptor protein 2. Bases 535 to 1401 code for a protein of 288 amino acids. Gene Ontology annotation, molecular function: protein binding. The transcript has 8 exons. The record is from RefSeq and is a predicted model, not a curated record. Lineage: Eukaryota; Metazoa; Chordata; Actinopteri; Cyprinodontiformes; Poeciliidae.
AAACAACAAAAUGCUGCAAUCAGAGAAAAUAGAAACAAAGACCAACAAUGAACCAAACAAAUGCAAUCACCAGACUAUGUGGGAAAGUGCCAUUUUUAAACAAGCAGUUUUUAUAAUAUUACAGACAUUAACAUAUCUAAUGUUACCGACUCCAGACUCCCCCUGGUGGCCUGGAGGAUUUCUGCGUCAGCUGCAUCUUCGCUUUGCUCCCAUUUCCUCUGGUUGUAACAUUUUUAUUUUAAUUUUAGGUUUUGAAACAUCUUUUCGCAGCGUUUCUAUGCUGUAUUUGUGUUUUGGAGUUUGCAUUUUCGUUGUAUUUGCAAAUUUCAGAUGAUUUUUGAAUAUUGCGGCCAGGUUUUAGUUUUCCCAGGGUUUCUGGAGCUGCUGGUCCAGCCCGUCUCCAGACCCAGUGCAUGCUGGGAACCGCCAGGAGAAAGGUUUCACCAGGAUUUUUCUCCUCCACUUCACAGAAUAUCUUAAAAGAAUCUUCAUCCUCGACUUUCUGACCUUCGUCCGACUUUUUGGAGCAGAAACAUGGAGGCCAGAGGGAAGUACGACUUCACCGCCACGGCGGACGACGAGCUCAGCUUCAGGAAGAACGACAUCCUGAAGAUCAUAAACAUGGAGGACGAUUGGUGCAAGGCUGAGAUGAACGGACAGGAAGGAUUCAUCCCCAAAAAUUACAUCGACCUGCAGACUCCAGACUGGUUCAAGGAAGACGCCAGCCGCAGCCAGGCGGAGGAGCUGCUGAGGCACAAAACGGUCGGAGACUUCGUGAUCCGAGGAUGUCAGAGUUCGCCGGGAGACUUCUCCAUCUCCGUCAAACAUGAGAACGACGUUCAGCACUUCAAGGUGAUGCGGGACAAUAAGGGCCAGUACUUCCUGUGGUCCGAGAAGUUCACGUCUCUCAACAAGCUGGUGGAGUUUUAUAAAACCACAUCCAUCUCCAAAACCAAACAGAUCUGCCUCCAAGAUGGCUGCCAGGAGGGCAGGAGCCCCCCAGGCCCCCAGGUGAAGAGAGGAAGUUUGCCUGAGCAUCGAAACUCUGCUGCAGCCGUCGCCAGCGCGCCGCGCCGCGCCUCCGACCAGCCGUUCAGCCAGCUGGCUAAACGUUCCGGCUUCGAGGAGCGAGCGCACACCAUCGGACACACAGGCCGCAGCAGCCCCAUCAGCUCCGCCUGCCCGCCUCGCCGCACCUCCGAGACCAUGCCGCUGCCUACGAGGGCCGGCGGCGUCCAGGUGAAGGCGCUGUACGACUUCACGGCGGAGGAAGACGACGAGCUGGGGUUCUGUGCCGGUGACAUCAUCGAGGUUUUGGAUCGCUCGGACCAGGCGUGGUGGAGAGGUCGGCUGCGGGGUCAGAGCGGCUUGUUUCCUGCUAACCACACAACUCUGAUAUGAGGAGCCGAAGCGCCACCUGCAGGCCAGGCUGCGGCGGCUGAGUUUGCUGCAGGUUGAACAUUUCCUUCUGGCCUGCAGGAAGUUUCUAAACAGGAAGUGCUGCAGAAGCCAUGUUUUUUACCGUUUGUAUUAUAACGCAGCUGCAGGUAUUUAUUGAUGGAUGCUUGUUGGCCUGAUCAGUCAAAUCUUUCUGCUCACGUUUUACAGUAAAUUCACGUUUCAUUUGGUCAUUAAAACUCACUGAAGAGAAACUUUGUUACUAUUCAUCUGAUGUUUCCUUCUGAACUUCGGUUUUACCGUUUAUUAUUCUUCAGCCUCAUUGAGCUGCAUAAAUAUAGCAAAACCUGAGUAAGGUAAAAAUGAAUGGGUGGUUUUCAAAAUAAAAGCUGCACAGCUUGAA